CACCACACAACUCGCCAAUCUGCUCCGCUCACACAACCACACCCCUGCUUUUCUGACCUAUCGAUAAAAGCUUGUUUAACUCCGACCAUCUUGGGUGGUGUUUUAUUCUUUGGACUGUCUUAUUUGUCGCUUCUCCUUUUACCCACCGUUCCCGCUUCCGUGUCAACCACGGUACCUACACGCACCCAAACACUCUCAAACCUGUUCCUGCAUACCCCCCCUCCGAAAACCUCUAUCUCCCCCCAGCGUUUCCCUCCUCCAUACCAUCCCUAUACAAUAGCAAUGCCAUCAAGGCCCUCUUCGGUCCCGUCUAUGCCAGGCAUAAAAGCAGAUCAUCACCUUGCCCAGAUGUUGCGCGGCGAGAUUGCAGAGAUGCUUGGAAGGGGGAGGAACCUAAACUUUCCUGGCGCCCAACCUAUCUCCUUUGCCCGCAAGCAUCUCGACGAACUCAAACGCGAAGAUUAUUACCUUUGCGAGAAAUCGGACGGUAUACGUUGUCUACUUUAUUUCACUUUUGAUGGUGACCAUGAGGUCCAUUACCUGAUUGACCGAAAAAAUGAUUACUAUUUUGUCCCCCACCUACACUUCCCCAUGCCUGAUGAUCCUACCUUCCAGAGAUACCAUCGGGAAACAUUGGUCGAUGGAGAGUUGGUCUUGGACGAUGUCGGUGGACCGAAACCGUUGUUGAGAUACCUGAUCUUCGACUGCUUAAUACUUGACAAUAGGCACGUGAUGAAUAGGACCCUAGACAAGAGACUUGCUUAUUUCCGCGAAUAUGUUUACAAUCCUUAUCAGAACCUCAUCCAGAAAUUUCCAAAAGCGUUGGAUGAUUUCCCCUUCCAGGUCGAAUUCAAGAAAAUGGAAUUCUCGUACGCAAUUCGAAUGAUGUUCCACGAUGUCCUGCCGAAUUUACCCCACGGUAAUGAUGGGCUUAUCUUCACUUGCCGAACAUCGCCGUAUAGGUUUGGCACAGAUCAGAACAUCUUAAAAUGGAAACCAGCAGAGGAAAAUUCAAUCGACUUCCGACUGAACCUCGAGUUUCCGCUUAUUUCUCGGGAGGACCUCGAAGACGAUGACGAAGAUGAAUCUGACACAGACUCAAUGACACCUGAUUAUGAUGCGAUGCCCAAGUUCAAUCUUUCGGUCUUUAUGGGUGAGGAGAGGUACGAGAAAUGGGCAGAGAUGUAUGUUACGCCUCAGGAGUGGGAUGAGUUUAAGAGCAUGGGAAAACCUCUCGAUGAGGAAAUUGUUGAGUGCGCGAUGGACGACCAGAACAGAUGGAGGUUCUUGAGAUUAAGAACCGAUAAAAAGGAUGGCAAUCACAUUUCGACAGUUAACAGCGUUAUCGAGAGCAUCAGAGACAGGGUAGGCAAGGAAGAUUUGAUGGGCGCUGCUAAGGAGAUACGAGAUGCUUGGAAGGCUAGACUUCUCGGGAAACAACAGCACUAGGAGUAGCUUUUUUCUUUCUUUCUGAGUCACUGGUUGUUUGUCAAGGAGUGGGAUUCAGCAUUUGCUUUCGUUCCGGUGUUUGGGAUCAGGCCUUUUUGUUUGCUGUUAUGGUUGGGUGUCUUGCAAGGUGUCGUACGGCAAUCGGGUAUUUCGCUAUGGACGGUCUUAUUACGAUAAAUCAUGGGGGUGGGAAUCUGCGUGCGGGUCUGUUCUGAGGCGGCGAUGGCUUUUUGUUUUUAGUAUUCCAUUUCCAUAGAUAAACUCAACCCGGAAGAGUGUUGAUGUCAAAUUGG
Molecule: messenger RNA, 1742 nt
Organism: Tuber melanosporum (Perigord truffle)
Lineage: Eukaryota; Fungi; Ascomycota; Pezizomycetes; Pezizales; Tuberaceae
Exons: 6
Coding region: 283-1449 (388 amino acids)
Biological process (GO): 7-methylguanosine mRNA capping
Cellular component (GO): mRNA capping enzyme complex
Molecular function (GO): ATP binding; mRNA guanylyltransferase activity
Source: RefSeq, a predicted model, not a curated record